Messenger RNA from Hypanus sabinus (Atlantic stingray), 2219 nucleotides. RefSeq names its product oncoprotein induced transcript 3 (gene oit3). The transcript is spliced from 9 exons. Bases 397 to 1974 code for a protein of 525 amino acids. Gene Ontology annotation, molecular function: calcium ion binding. The record is from RefSeq and is a predicted model, not a curated record. Lineage: Eukaryota; Metazoa; Chordata; Chondrichthyes; Myliobatiformes; Dasyatidae.
UUAAAAAAUUGGAUGCCAUGUUAGGGGGCAUGAAUGUGAAAUGAAAGAUCCAGAUCUAAGGAGCAGGAUGAACCAAUGAUAGUAUCCUUAAUUAUUCUUUGACAAACAGUGAACUCAUUUAUCCUGACCCUAAAAGCCAGCUGCCUUGCUGGAGAGAAUUGUGUUUCACAAGGUCCAACAGAAGACAUUGGUGGUGAAGUCCCUACUGUUCUAUCCUCCACUGCUUUCCCAAUUUAAUGUCCUGGAAAAUCAUCAACUGAAUCUGAGAUGACCUUGGGAAUUCUCCUGAACCCCUUGUGUGAUCCUUCAAAGCCUGAAGAAACCACAGCAGUUCCAGAGUGGGAACCUACUGCUCCUCUUGGGUGCUAAAGUCCAUCAACUCCCUUUGCAAAUGCCAUGUUGGACCCUUGCUCAGCGUACAUCAGCUUGAACGAGCCCUGGAGAAACACAGAACAUCACAUCAACGUCUCCCACGGCACGCCCAUGUGCGACAGCUACAUGGACGGGGAAUGGUACCGCUUCACCGGCAUGGCAGGUGACGCCAUGCCCAACUUCUGCAUCCAGGAGAACCUCUGUGGCACUCAUGCUCCCAUCUGGCUGAACGGCAGCCACCCUGCCCCAUCCGAUGGCGUUGUGUCAGUGCAGGCUUGUGCCAGCUUCAACGACAACUGCUGCCUGUGGAGCACCACCGUGGACGUGAAGGCUUGCCCAAGAGGAUACUACGUCUACCGGCUGCCAAAGCCCACCGUCUGCUUCCAUGUAUACUGUGGACAUUUCUAUGACAUAUGUGAUCAUGUCGAUUGUGUGGGACACUGUGUAGGUGAGAGUGAAUGUCAAUGCACCCCAGGCACUAUCCUCGGACCAGACGGCCAGACUUGCCUAGAUGUCAAUGAAUGUACAGUCAAUAAUGGAGGUUGCAGUGAAGACUGCAUCAACCUGCAAGGCUCCUUCCGUUGCGAGUGUGGGAUUGGAAGAGCAUUGAGCAAGAACGCAGCGGCCUGUCGAGACAUUGACGGCUGCCACAGCAAUAAUGGAGGCUGCAGCCACAACUGUGUGCCGAUGGAGGAAGGGUAUCGCUGUGGUUGUCCCCGUGGACUCAUCUUAUCAGAAGACAAUCACACCUGCCAAGUGCCUGUACAGUGCAAGUCAGAGUCGAUCGAAGUGGCUGUACCCAAGGAUCUGGUUGGAGGUUUGGAACUUUACCUCUUGAAUGCAUCAUGCAAAGCACUUUCCAACGGGACGCACUUCAACAUUAACUUCAAUCUCAAAAGCUGUGGCACAGCUGUUGAGGUUGCGGAUGAUAACAUAAUUGCUAGGAACACACUGACUGGUAUUCCCAAGCAGACACCGGGCAGUAAUGGGGAUAUCAUCAUCCGGACCAGUAAGCUCGUGAUUCCCAUCACCUGUGAGUUCCCUCGCCAAUAUAUGGUGUCUGAAGGAUAUGUACCCAACCCUGCAAACUCCCCGCUGCAGAUUUCGGGCCGAAAUCAUGGGCUCUUCCCCUUCGCUCUGGAGAUCUUUAAAUCCAAGGACUUUGAUGAGAUUUAUAAAGACACCCCGCCUGUUCUCAAACUCCGAGACUCCCUGUACUUUGGGAUUGAACCUCUCAUGCAUGUGGAUGGCCUUGAAGCUCUGGUGGAGAACUGCUUUGCCACUCCCUCUCCCAGCAGUGAUGAUAUUAUGAGGUACUACCUCAUAAAGGAUGGCUGCAUCAAUGAUGAUACUGUCAAGCAGGAGACGGCCAAAGACCAUCUUGCAAAACAUUUCUAUGUCCCUGUCUUUAAGUUUGUGGGAAGAGAUAAUAAGAAGGUGUACCUGCACUGCCGGGUUCUGGUGUGCGGGGCGCAGGAUACCAAGUCACGGUGCUCCCAGGGCUGCCGCAAGCGGAUGCGUAGAUCUGCAGAGAUGGAUGAUUCCAGUCACCUGAGGGACCAUCUCCUCAGUGGAGGUCCAAUAGUGAUUGAUGCUGAGUAACGAAGCUUACAGUAUCCAGAAUAUUCCACCAAACAGCUUUAAAUUUGUGCAUUAACACACAAGUAGCAAAAAUGGAUUAGUGCUUUUGCUCGUGAACUAUAUCUGGUUUGAUUUCUGAUUAACAAACUAAAAUAAUACAGUAAUAGACUAACUGAGUGGCUUGCAUGGUAAUGUAACCUAUUUGGAAUACAGUAUCUUAAUGAUAGACCUCUAUAAUUCUUGUAUUUUAAUAAAGAUGUUCAUUA